CCGCCUCGCAGUACUCCCACGACCAGAGGGUGAGAGGGACCUAUCCAUGUAGCGUCCCAGAACCAAGAACGAGGAAGCAGAAAACGAAAAACCAACACAGAGGGAGAGGGAGGAGAGAGUAAGAACCAGGAGCGGGACGAUCCAAAUCACCCACACCCUCAUCACAUGCCCGACCUUCUUCAGAUACACGGCGAGGAGUUAAAGGGACGCUACAAGACCCAAGAACACUACUAAGAGGACCAGAGGCGGCGAGGAGACCCAAGAACGCAAAGACACAUCGAACUGGCAGGAUGGAGUGGCCGGCGGCGACUUCGACUGCGCGGCCCAGCGCUUCACAGGCCUUGUUGCUCUUCUUCUUGGCGGCAACGGCUCUCACACUAACGACAGCACAGAACGUUAAUAUAAUGGUGAUGCACGAGGUGGAGAACGAGCCCGCGACGAGUGGAAUCCUGGCGGCCAUCAAGUACUUGGAGAACACCGGCGGAGCCACCAUCGGCAUCAAGGAGUUCAUGGCGCUCAAGAAAGGGGAUGAUGUGGAGGCUACAGUGAACGAUACGUGUGCUAAGUUGGACGCCGCCAUAGACGCCGGCAAGGCUCCGCACAUCGUGAUCGACGCCACCACAACGGGCCUCCUCUCGGAAACGGCCAAGAGCAUAACCCGAGCUCUCGCGCUGCCCACCUUCUCCGCCUCUUACGGCCAGGAAGGCGAUAUAAGAGAGUGGCGUGACCUGACCGCAGAGGAGGAGAAGUACCUUGUGCAGGCCAUGCCGCCCGGGGACAUCCUGGUCAUGGCCGUCAGGGACAUCGUGGAGACGCAGAACAUCACCAACGCGGGAAUCAUAUACGACAAUACCUUUGUCAUGGAUCACAAGUACAAGUCUCUACUCAUGAACCUGCCCUGUCGACACAUCCUGACGGAGGUGGAGGCCACAGAGAUGGCCCUACGCAAGCAGACCAAGAGGCUGAUGGACGCAGACAUCGUGAACUACUUCGUGGUGGGCAGCAAGGAGACCAUCAGCCGGGUGUUGGACGCUGCCACGGCCAACGGGAUGUUCGGGAGGAAAUACUCGUGGUAUGCGGUGUCGAAGGGCAAGGAUGACAUCCAGUGUGGCUGCGAGAACUCCACCGUCGUGUACUUGAGGCCUGAACAACCGACCAAGAACCGGAUCGGUAUGCUGCAGCGCGACUACGGCCUCGGCGCCAAGCCCGCCAUAGACGCUGCCUUCUACUUCGACUUCACGCUUCGAGGGAUCAAGGCCGCCGCGUUGUUGGCGAAGGAGGGCAAAUACGUAAACUUCAAGUACGUAAAAUGUGACAACUACGACGAAAACGAUCCGAUAAUACGCACAGACAUGGACCUGCUUGGCGCCCUUAAGCGGGUAACCAUGGAGGAGACCUGGGGCACCCUCACGUGGGGUGGGAACGGAAUGACCUUCCCUAAGAUCCCGCUCACCAUGGACAAGUUUAUGAUCCUCUCCGGGCGCACGGCAGAACGCAAGUCUCUGGGGAAGUGGGACGCUGGCAUGCCCGGGGCCCUCAUGUUCACGGCGGGCAUGGACCUCACCGACCACCAGGCCGUCACCGUGUACCGCGUCACCACGGUCCGCCAGUCGCCCUUCAUCAUGCAGAGGACCAACGAGGAUGGCAAGAUCGAGUUCUACGGCUACUGCAUCGACCUCAUCAACGAGAUCAAGCAAAUCGUCCAGUUCGAGUACGAGAUCUACGAGGCUCCUGACGGCAAGUUCGGGACCAUGAGUGAGAACAUGGAAUGGGACGGCAUGAUUAAGGAGCUGAUUGAGAAGCGGGCAGACAUCGCCUUGGCUCCUCUCUCCGUGAUGGCCGAACGAGAGAACGUGGUGGACUUCACGGUGCCCUACUAUGAUCUCGUGGGCAUCACCAUCCUCAUGAAGAAGCCCAAAGUGCCCACCUCGCUCUUCAAGUUCUUAACAGUGCUGGAGCCUGAGGUGUGGGUGUGCAUCCUCUUCGCCUACGGCUUCACCAGUGUGCUGCUGUACGUGUUCGACCGCUUCAGUCCGUACAGUUACCAGAACAACAAGGAACGGUACAAGGACGACGACGAGAAGAGGGAGUUCACCUUCAAGGAGUGCCUCUGGUUCUGCAUGACCUCCCUCACUCCCCAGGGUGGUGGCGAAGCUCCCAAGAAUCUCUCCGGACGUCUUGUGGCUGCGACCUGGUGGCUCUUCGGCUUCAUCAUCAUCGCUUCCUACACUGCCAACUUGGCCGCCUUCUUGACAGUCUCCCGUUUGGACACGCCCAUUGAGUCUCUGGAUGACCUCAGCAACCAGUACAAGGUGCAGUACGCGCCCAUGAACGGUACCUCCACCAUGACCUACUUCGAGCGCAUGGCCUACAUCGAAAAGAAGUUCUACGAGAUCUGGAAGGACAUGUCCCUCAACGACUCCAUGAGCCCCGUGGAGCGCGCCAAGCUGGCCGUGUGGGACUACCCCGUGAGCGACAAGUACACCAAGAUGUGGCAGUCCAUGCAGGAGGCGGGGCUGCCAACCACCCUGGAGAGCGCCGUGGAGAGGGUGCGCAAGUCCACCUCGUCCAGCGAAGGGUUUGCGUACCUUGGUGACGCCACUGACAUCCGUUACCUCGUGCUGACCAACUGCGACCUUCAGAUCGUGGGCGAGGAGUUCUCUCGCAAACCUUACGCGGUGGCGGUGCAGCAGGGGUCGCCGCUCAAGGAUCAGUUUAACGAUGCGAUCCUGAAGCUGCUGAACCAGAGGAAGCUUGAGACACUGAAGGAGCGAUGGUGGAAUCAGAACCCGGAGAAGAAGACCUGUGAGAAGGAUGACGACCAGAGCGACGGCAUCAGCAUCGAGAACAUUGGUGGUGUGUUCAUCGUGAUCUUCGUGGGCAUCGGUCUGGCCUGCGUGACCCUGGCCUUCGAGUAUUGGUGGUACAAGCAUCGCAAGACCCCGCGCAUCACCGACUCCGGCAGGGUCGUCAACGUGAAGGAGUUCCCGAGCGGCGACGUCCAGAAGACGAACUUUACCUCCGACAAGUCCAACUUCAACACGGAGUACAACAACGACGGCUACGACAUCGCUCCUGUGGGCAAUCCGUGGUAGGGAGGAGGACGGGUUGCGACGCUGGGUGGUGGGCGGGACUUCGAGCUCCUUCGUUUCAAGUCCUGCAUUCCUUUUUCUCGUGGCGUUCCAUCUGAAAGCGUAACCCCACCGUCACUACUACUAUCCUACUACUACUACUACUACUACUACUACUGCGACUGCUUCUACAUUAUCCAUACAUUCGAUAUUUUUCUAAAGUCGUGUAUCGGUUCUGUCAGUCAGUUCAUUCCGGCUUCAUUACUCGCUUCGUUGAGGUUUUCUGUGUUUCGAGGCUUCUGUGCUUCGUUCGAGCUCGUUUCAGCUUGGUAAGGGUGACUAUAUUUAUUUUUAUAACGGUGGAUGUAUUCUUACAAUGAGCUGAAGGAACGGUCUUAAAAUUCCAUCUUUUUGUGAGUUUUUAUUAUCUAUUUUGGACGUUAUUUACUCUCAGUCGUAUUAGGAAGCUACCAAGAUGAGUAAAAUCUAGUGUAGUAAGCAAGGCAGGUGUUGAAACUGGAGUGGAUUCAUGAAAGCAGGUAGACGAUCAAACCAAAAAAAAUCAACAAAACCACGCUUUGAAAAAUGGCCCCAAAAGACAAAUUAGCCACAUUGUUCUUAAGGGUGGCUAAAACGACGCUUAAAAAAUCAGGCGUUAAAAUUAUUGAUGCAUAUGAUCGGGCUGGGUAGAGACUAGCAAGCAAAAACAUCGACUAUUAAACAUCACGCUUUUCCAAAUUAUCCUCCUUAUUCGACGCAUGGUUAAAAUGUUGCUCCCGAAAAAUGAUGUUACACGGCCCCUGAAACCCAUUAGCAAGGAAAAAGGAAAAUAAUAAAGAAACAGGAAAAUAAUAUAGAAAUGUGGAGAAAUGGGAAAAAAGGGUAAUGGAAGUAGGAGAAUGAUAAAGGUGAAAAAAUGGGGAAAAUGAAAAUGGAAAUAGGAAAAUAGGGCAGAAAGAUGGAGAAAUGGGAAAAAGGGGAAUGGAAAUAGAAAAUAAUAUAGAAAGAUGGAGAUAUGGGAAAAAGGGAAAUGAAGAUAGGAAAAUAUAUAGAAAGAUGGAAAAAUAGAAAAUGUACACGGAGGGAAAUGAAAAUAGGAAAAUAAUACAGAGAUAGAGAAAUGGGAAGAGGGAAAUGGAAAUCAGAAAAAAAUAUAGGAAGAUGAAGAUUAUUACUGAAUAUUCGUUUUAAGUUAUACGUUAAUAAGUCUAGAGUUUGUUUUUAUGAAGAAUACUAGAUACGUUUCUUGUAUAAUAUUUUGCAGCACAUUGGAUUUUUUUUUUUUUUUUUUUGGUCUGUUUUGGUCUGUCUGUUUUGGUUAGUCACCCUUUCCAAGCCAUUCAACCAUUAACUCUAUCGAUCUUUUGCUCAUUACCAAUAUAUUUGUACCGAGGGAGAAGGGUGGGCGUGAGGUGUACAUAGCUAACGAGAGAGACAAAUUAGGUGAUAUUUAGUAUUUAGCGAAGCUGUAUACGUGUCGGUGUUUUGCCAUAGAGGUUAUAUAUAGUCGAGAGUGUUCCUGUUAUACCCACGAAGAUGUUUAUGAAGAAGGUAUAGCUCUAGGGUUUGUUCGACAGUUCAUGCGCACCACAGCCAGCCUACGUGUGAACUUAAGCCACGCCCCUUUUCUAUAGAGUCAUUGGUGAUUGAUUGAGGUUAUGUUUUGUUUUAGACAUUAAGCCAUGCCCCUUUUCUAUAGAGUCAUUGGUGAUUGGUUGAGGUUAUUUAUGUUUUGUUUUAGACAGAGAGAUGAAGUAAACCUUGAAAAUAAUAACACGCAAGAAAAGAAGGUGAGGUUUAGAGGAAUGCGUCAUCGGGUGGCGUCUAUUGUUUUAAGAAGGUGAGGUUUAGAGAAACGGGCUUACUGGUGGAGUCUAUUGUUUUGAGAAGAGAAGGUGGGGUUUAGAGGAAUGGGCUUACUGGUGGAGUCUAUUGUUUUGAGAAGAGAAGGUGGGGUUUAGAGGAAUGGGUUUACUGGUGGAGUCUAUUGUUUUAAGAAGAGAAGGUGAGGUUUAGAGGAAUGGGUUUACUGGUGGAGUCUAUUGUUUUAAGAAGAGAAGGUGGGGUUUAGAGGAAUGGGCUUACUGGUGGAGUCUAUUGUUUUAAGAAGAGAAGGUGGGGUUUAGAGGAAUGGGCUUACUGGUGGCGUCUAUUGUUUUUAAGAAGAGAAGGUGGGGUUUAGAGGAAUGGGCUUACUGGUGGCGUCUAUUGUUUUAAGAAGAGAAGGUUGGGUUUAGAGGAAUGGGCUUACUGGUGGAGUCUAUUGUUUUGAGAAGAGAAGGUGAGGUUCAGAGGAAUGAGUCAUCUGGUGGCGUCUAUUGUUUUUAAGAAGAGAAGGUGAGGUUUAGAGGAAUGAGUUAUCUGGUGGUGUUUAUUGAUUUAAGAAGAGAAGGUGGGGCUUAGAGGAACAAAUCUAUAUCGUUGGACCGCUGUGUGUGAACUGUCAAACAAACCCUAUACAUAUUGAACAGAGUGAGGCUUAAUCUGUUACCCAAAAUACAUAAACACAGCGGCUUAUACAUCAACUAGGCACAGAUAACACAUUGCCAGUCCUGUCUUGCCUACAACAGCUCAGACAUGAACCUAGGGACUUAUUUUAGUACGGAGAGAAUGAGAUCGGAAGCUGUCCUGAGUGAGGGUUGAGAAGGGAUCCGGCCCCCUCAUCUCACACACUGUUCCCCUCACUCAUGAAUGCUUUAGACUCAUACUUCAUUUCUCCUUGGCUUCAUGUCUUAACGUAGAGGUUAUUAAAGCAGCUGAACUUCUACAUGUCUAGUUGCGAUGUCAAUAAGAUGCUUUGUAUCUCUUUCUUAUGAGUAUUGUUCUUAUAAACAUGAACAGAGUAAAAUAAUAAUCCGUUGUUUUAUAUGUAACGGGUUAAAAAUGAAGUUAUAUUAAGGCUGGUAAAUGUUAAAUGGUUUGUUGAUAUUAAGAUGACUGUACGAUUAUGACUACUAAUACCACUACAACUAAGUACUACUUCUAAUACUACUUUUGUUACUGCUACUACUACAUCUACUACUACAUCUACUACUACUACUUCAUUGUCGAGGUGUGAUAUGCUAGCAGAAGAAACCUGUCUUGAAGGAUCUACAGGGACACUCAACAGGCUCCACUCCUCUGUAAUGGUAUUAGAUAGUCGACAUUGGUUAAUCCUAUAUAUACAAACGUUAUAUACUUCAGUCUGCAAGGUUCCUGCAGUAAAGCUCACCGUAAU
Eriocheir sinensis (Chinese mitten crab) is the source of this 6288-nucleotide messenger RNA. RefSeq names its product ionotropic receptor 25a-like (gene Ir25a). The transcript is spliced from 22 exons. Gene Ontology annotation, biological process: monoatomic ion transport; synaptic transmission, glutamatergic; modulation of chemical synaptic transmission. The record is from RefSeq and is a predicted model, not a curated record. Gene Ontology annotation, cellular component: plasma membrane; postsynaptic membrane. The coding region runs from base 291 to 3095 and encodes 934 amino acids. Gene Ontology annotation, molecular function: transmitter-gated monoatomic ion channel activity involved in regulation of postsynaptic membrane potential; glutamate-gated receptor activity. NCBI's taxonomy places the organism in Eukaryota, Metazoa, Arthropoda, Malacostraca, Decapoda, Varunidae.